Moneuplotes crassus is the source of this 4881-nucleotide messenger RNA. NCBI's taxonomy places the organism in Eukaryota, Ciliophora, Spirotrichea, Euplotida, Euplotidae. The record is from the annotation of a GenBank genome assembly.
AGCAUAAAAUGUCAGGAACAGACUCCAAUAGAGACUUGAUUUCCAAGAUUCUUCAAGAAAGUGAUGACGAAGAGGAAGACGAACUUGAUAGAAUAAUCUAUGCUAAUAUUAGAAAGAGUGGCAAGGGAACUGAUGUCAACAUUGACAAAGUGAUCAGGAAGGAUAUUUUCAAUCCUGGCCGAAUGGAAACUACAUCUACUGAACCAGAAGCAUCUGGAAGCACAUUAGCCACUUCAAUGAAUCGGAUGAGCUACUUAUCCAAAAACAAAAAGAAAAAGGACGAUUUCUUAGUGGACCAAAUGCUUAAAGAGUUCGACAAUGAAAGUAGUAGCGAAGAAGAUUUUGAUGUGGAUGCACUUAUCAAAAAGGAAAAGAAGAAAGAUGAAUUUGAAAAAGAUCUUCAGAAUAAACUCAACAUCAACUUCAGUGAUAGCAGUGAAGAUGAUGACGAUGAAAUGGCAAUAUUUAGAGAAAAGUUAGGUAAAGAGCAAGAACGUAAAGAUGAGCAAGAAGAGCAAAGAGCUAUUGAACAGGCUAAGAGAAUGAGUCUUCUCGAAAUAGUUGAGACUAAUGAGAGUAAGACAGAGGAACAAAAGAGCUAUGCUGUCCUUCAAUAUGACAAGAAUUAUUACAACAUUCAUACCAUUGAAAAAUAAACUACUUCACCAGCAGAGAUUGACUAAAAUAGCAGAGAAUAUAUAUUCAAAAAGAUUAGUAAAAACAGAAUUGGAAGGGCUGCCUUACUGCAUCAAGCAAUAUCAGAAUCUUAUCUUUGUAGGAAUAUCCCAGGGGCUUAUCAGAAUUUUUGAUGACCAGACUGACGAAGAAUUAAAACCUCUCGUGCUCAAGAAGAACAAAGUAGUGAUCAAUAGGGUUCUCUCCAUGGAUGUCUCUCUCAACGGAGAAUAUCUUGUUGCUGGAUAUGCUGAUGGAAAUAUCGCUCUCUUCGAUUUGACUAAAAAUAAGCUCAUUAUUGAGAUAAAUGAUGUCCACCAUCAUGAGAUAAAGCAGGUUGCAUUCUUAUCAAUAGAUUCUCCUAUUACCAUAAUGUCAGGAGAUGAUAAAGGAAUUUUGUAUAAGAUUACUAUAUCCAGAACAUUUUAUUUGUACUCUUACAAAAGUGAUCUUGUAAUGAAGAAGCCGUUUAAAGAGUUUUGUUCUCUCUCUGCUCUCCAACCAUACAAAAAGAUGCCAAGAGAAGUAGCAGAUUGGCAUACUCACAAUAUUGUGGCAUUCUCUAAUACUGAGGAACUCAAUGUUGCUGUUUUAGGAGGUAGCCCAAGGAAACUAUUCUCAAGCAGCAGAAAUGAAUUUGCUCAAGGAUUUGUUGAGCAUGGACAUCUGUGCUACACAGAUUGGGGAUAUGGCAUCACUCCAAGAGUUUCAAGAGAGAAGUCUAAGUGCCUACUAGCAGUAGCCUGGGGAAAAGUUCUCCAGAUCUACAUCCUUGAAAAUCCUGAUAAAGGAAUGAGUGGAAUCAAAGCCGAUGGAUACUACAUCAGUGACAGUGUUAUUGACUGUGUGUACUUUGUCUCAGAUAGUAUUGUGAUGAUACUCGUAAACAAAAAGGAAGCUAGAGUUCUCUACAUCCCUCAUUUCCUUCCAAAUUCCUUUGGAUAUGAAGGCCACAAAAUAAUGGAAGAAAGUGCUGUCAAAAGCCAAGAAGUCAAUAAAGCAUUUUCCAAGAAAAAGAAUUACGGGAGAUACAAAAAGUCUCCAGGGGAAGAAAGCCUAAGAGAACAUUCUCAAAAAUCUGAACUUGAGUCUGGAGCAACCAUUUUAGAAGGAAAUAUCAGAUACUCGAUCGUUGCAGAUAAGCAGAACUUUAAUAAUACGAUAACAGUCAAUGAGAAUAAGAUUAUAGUUCUCGGGCAAGAUAAGAUCUUGUCAGCCAAACUUUUCCAUUGGGAGGAUUACCUCAAGUUCAUACAAAAGCAAUGAGACUGGCUAGUAUGCCUCAAAAUUGCUCUUGACAUCUAUCAUGGUGAAAUAAAGGGAUAUUACGGUGUUCCAUACAUUAAGGAGGAAAGAGAGAGGCUCUUACAGCACAAAAUGAUGGAUUUAAUUUCAGAAGGAAUAAAAUCGAUGAUCAAGAAUUUCAAGAAAAAUGAUAAUGAGUCUCCUUCCAAUAGCAAUUAUAGUGCUGAUAUCAUUGCUAUCAAAGCAGCUGUAGAAUUCUGUAACAGAAUAGGAUGCCUCAACUUCUUAUUCACAGGAAUAAUCAAGUUAUUCACUGAAGAAAAUUUAGAAGAUAGAUUCAUUGAAAACCUAGAGCCAUUCAUCCUAAACGGACACUUUAAAGAUGCAUACUUGCCUGAUAUAGUACUUAAGAAGCUUUGUGAUUUCUACUUUGAUAAUCAAAAGUUCCAUAAUUUUGAAAGGAUUGUGUCGAAGAUAAACUUCUCGCACUAUGUUUACUUUGAUCAGCUGCAAACUAUCUGUAAAGAGAAAAUGCUAACCACUGCUCUGAUUCAUCUGAUAAUCUCGUCUACUCUUGGGAGGGAGAAGAAAGCCUGCCUCCAGAUCUUGAAUAAUGUCUACAACAGGUUCAAGCAGGCUGAUAAAAAGAGAACUCUCGAUGAGGUCAAAGAAAUAUUGCUGAAAGAUGAUGAAUCAAAAUUUGGCAUUGAGGCUAGUUAUGAAUACAUUGGAAUUAAACUCAUGUAUAUCAUCAAACUCUUUAUAAAAGGAGAAAAAUUCCCAAGUGGAAAGCUCAGUAAGAUCCAAAGAAUUGAGUUCCUUGGCCAAAGUAUCGAGUUUCUACUCAGAGAGGAAGAAUCUACAGAACUUAUGAGACUCAAUGCUAGAACUUUCUUUAGUGUUGUAUCUGAGCUUUUCCUGAACCCUUUCAUUGCUGAAACUUUAUUGAAAUGCAAUGAUGAAGAUAACUGUGGGGACGAUGAGUACAUUCCAUUCAGCCAUCCUAAGAUCGUGGAUAUCUUGCAUGGGCACAUUUUAACAAUCCAGGAUCAAGACUUUAUUAAGUUCGAAUACUCAUACUUUAUCAUUAAAAUAGCAGAUUCUGAUUACUGCAAAGAAAACGCUUAUGAGUUGUCUGCUAAAGUAUAUAGCAGUGUCAUUAAUAUCCUCAAAGAGUGCAUUAAAUACAAUAAGAAGCCAAAAGUAAAAGAUCCUAUUAAGGUUAAAAGAAUAUAUGUAUAUUCUGGGCCUGAAGGAAUGGACCCUGAAAAGACUGAAAAUGAAGUUCUAAGAGUUAUUAAAUUCUACACUUCAACCAUGGAUGUGUCUGAGCUAGAUGACAUUAUCGAACUUGCUGAGCAGCUGAAGUUUGAUAAGCUUAAAAUUCAUCUUUAUGAACAAAAGCAGGACUUUCAGAAAUGAAUCAUGAUCUUCCUUGAGUCACGACGUGUUAAUAAGAAAGAAAUAUUCAAUUGGCUUACUAAAUUAGCAAAGAAGAAGGACAAAAAGAAGGAGCAUAAUAUUGAAGACCUGAAAAAUAAAAUUUCUGAAGUUAUAGAAGAGCUUGUCAACAUUGACCCAACAAGCACAGGAAAUAUCAUUGAUGAGUGGCUUCCAGACAAGCAGAAAGAUGUAAUUCUAAAACUAGGCAAAAAUCCAAAACUCCAACUUCAAUACCUAGAGUCAUAUCUUAAAGAAAGGGAGGAAGAUAUUAUUGAAAAAUUUGCUGCUUCAUCGCUCCAAUCAAAAACCAGCCAGGAAGCUGUUAACUAUAAGAAUUAUUUAAUCCAACAUGUUGAGUUACUUGCUAGAAAUAACGAUCCAAAGCUGAUAGAGAUUGUUAAGAGAAACUAUUAUCCUCUCGGAUGUUUGGAUAGAGUCUCUAAAAGCUCUUCCACAUUGGUUCAGGAAGCUAAAGCUCAUUUGAAAAAGAGAGAAGGAAUGUAUUCUGACAGUAUCAAGAUCUUCCUCGAAUUGUUGAAGAAUAUCCCUCAUACUAGUUUAGAGGAACAGAUUCUUGCAAGUGGGGCCAAUGAAUAUCAAAAAGAGCACAUUCUCUCAUUCUUUGAUAUAUUUGAAGAAAUUUGUGAUAAUCUUAGGCUUCACUCUAAAAGAAAUAAGAAUCAAGAUGAAAUAUGGGUUGAGACACUCAAAGCUUUAUUCUUUAUUAGAAAUAACUUCCAAGAGAUUGAAUCCAAAAACGAUCUGAUCAAUCCAUUUGUAUAUACGAAGAUCUCAGAAUAUAUGCAAUUGAUGUCAGAAUAUGUUGAUUUCACUAAAAUUAUCGAUGUUUCGCUAGAGAUAGACAGAGAUAUUACUUAUAAACAUGCAAAGUCAUGGUUCAAUAGCCUGUAUAUUUCGAAAAAUGAUCAGGAGCUACUCUACACAAGUGCAAAGAAGCUACUCAGUAAUGAAAAUUGAGCACUAAUCCAGACAAUUAUUGAGAAGAACAACGUAGGCUUUGUAGGAGAGAAAGACAAGCAGAUAUGCUCUCUCUGUAAGAACCUUCUAGGAUCUGCAGUAGACCAGGCCUUUAUCCUCACUCAAUGUCUCCACCAGUUCCAUUACAAGUGCUUCUUUGAAGAUCUAAAGAACAGAAGAAUAAAUGAAGGUGUUAGUAAUGUUAAGGCCGAAUGUCCCAUCUGUAAAACCAAUGAUAUCGAAAUUAGCAAACAGAAGAAGAGAGAAAGCAUUAGAGGAAGAAGAAGAGGUCGGAAUAGAAAGAGAAGACAGAGCUCUAUAGAAGAAGAAACAGUGGAGGAGUCGGAAGAUGAGUUCUCAAACCAUCCAUUAAUGGAGCAGAGGAACAACUUUAGUCAAUUUAACAACAACUACAACCCCAAGAAUACCGAAAUGUAUAAGCAAAGACUCGCUGCUUUUGAUGAUGAUUUCGCUUCUUCUCAACUUGACCUCAUGAUUGGAUAAUAAAUAAGUUGGAUAUUUUAUUAGUUCAUUCUUGUA